Molecule: messenger RNA, 3791 nt
Organism: Pelagomonas calceolata
Lineage: Eukaryota; Pelagophyceae; Pelagomonadales; Pelagomonadaceae
Source: the annotation of a GenBank genome assembly
AAGACCUGGGGCAAGUCGCCGCGGCGGAAUCUCGCGCGACACCGGCUCAACAGCGCACCGACGCGCCCAGCAGCUCUGCGGCGAGGGCCCCAAGCUGCCCCACCCACCAACAAGCAGCCCAGGCAAACAGCCCCGGACCUGUCCCAACAACAGCUCCGCCACAAGCAGCCCAAAAGCUGCCCGCAAGGCGCCCGCCCCAACAGCAGCCCCGGAGCAAGCGCCCAGUACAACAGGCCCCAUGGAAGAGGAAAUGGACAAAGGGCGUAUGGCGGAGGAACUCGAGAUGGGCGCCGCGCCCGCGAACUGGCCGAGCCCCCGCGACUUGGACGACCUCAUGGCCGACCGCGAGGUCGCGAACCUCCAAUCCUUGCUCAAGGCGAACGGCCAGACGUCGAUGCAGCAGUGGCUCCAAGUAGAUCCGUCCCAAGGCCUCUCCAGCGAUAUCGAGAAGCGCCGAACAAUUUAUGGAAGGAACGCCUUCGACGCGAAGCCGCCCACCUCCUUCUUCGCAUUCUGGUGGGACGCGAUGCAUGAUGGGGCGAUCAUCGUUUUAUCUGUCAUGGCCGUCGUUACUAUUUUAGUAUGGCUCUUCGUCGAAACUCCUAAAUGUGUUCCCAAUGGCUAUUUGGAACCCGUCGCUCUCGUGUUUUCCAUCUCAGUUAUUACAUUAACAACAGCUGGAAUAGAUUUCAGCAAGGAGCGGAUGUUCGCCGCCUUAUCGGAUCAAUUGGAUGCGUCCAAUAAAAAAUUCGUGCUGCGGAAUGGACAAACGUUGGAACUGCCGGACGCGGAGAUCGUCGUCGGUGACAUCGUUACGUUUAAUGCUCAUAAUGCGGCGUCGGUGCCCGCGGACGGCGUCCUCGUAGCUGGUUCGGGCGUGAAGAUGGACGAGGCCGCUCUCAACGGCGAGCCCGAGCCCGCCGAGAAGAGCGCCGAGAAGCCUUUUAUAUUAUCUGGCACGGUCUGUACGUCUGGUUCUGGCAAAUUGUUAGUGUUAGCGGUAGGAACACAUAGUGUAUCAGGUAAGAUCAAGGCCGCGGUCUACGGCGAGGCCGAGGAGGAAGGCGGGUCCCCGCUCUUCGACAAGCUCGACAAGAUGUCCCUGAAGAUCGGCAAGGCGGGCAUGUACCCGCGUCUCGCUAUCUCGGCACCGCGGCCAUGUUUUCGGCCCAAACUCGGACACGACGUCUCUCUGAUACAAUCGACCGAGUUGAGCGAGCAGAACUUCUCUCAGACCACGAGAGACCACGAAUUGAAGGGCGCUUGAACUUUGAUUUCCACACAGGCAUGUUCGUCGCGACGGUCGUUUUUCUUGUGAUGACGAUCGUGGGUGUUUUUAUCAAGGGCGGCCCGGCGCGCGAGAUCGUGCACUACAUCGUCCAGGCCAUUACUAUUCUUGCGGUUGCGGUUCCCGAGGGUCUGCCGUUGGCCGUUACGCUGUCCCUGGCGUUUUCGUCGUCGAAGAUGAGUCUGGAUAAUAAUCUCGUGAAGACCUUGAAGGCCUGCGAGACCAUGGGUUCUGCUACGACGAUCUGUUCGGAUAAGACGGGAACAUUGACCGCGAACCGGAUGACCGUGCGAGGUGCCGUGGUGUGCGGGGUCGUGAAGCCAGCCUUGGACCCUAGGAUCGAUACCGCCGAGUCGAGGAAGUCCGUCGGUCAACGACUAAGAGCAGAUAAGAAUAUACCGAAUGAAGCGCUGGAAGAGUUGGGAAGACUCAUCAGCGUGGACACGAUGGACGAGAGCGCCGUGGUCUUUGAAAAUGGCGACAAUGCGCCGCCGGCGUUCAAGGGCAACCCCACCGAAUGCGCGUUGCUCGAACUUUGCAGGACCCUAUCGAUCGACUGGCGUGGGAUUAGGGACUCAGCAAUUGGUCGGAGUGAUGCCACUCGUUCGCAGGGCCACCCGUUCAUGUUCUCGUCAGCGCGCAAGCUCAUGAGCUGGGCCGUGCCUCGGGAGCGGGGCUAUCGGGUCUACGUCAAGGGCGCGGCCGAGAUUGUUUUGUCAAGAUGCGCCUGGGAGGUGUCUUCCACGAACCGUGUUCAAAAACUGAAGGACGAGCGGAGGGAGUCUUUUUAUGUGAACGACGUCGUCAAGUCCUUCGCCGCCAGCGCGAUGCGGACCAUCGCGCUGGCCUACAAAGAUUUCGACCGUCUGCCCCAAGAUUGGAGUCAAACGACUGAUGAGGUAAAAAAUGCGGACGGGACCGACGCCUUCGUGGCGGAGACGGAGCUCGUGUUGAUGGGCAUCGUCGGCAUAGAAGACCCCUUGCGAGAUGAGGUUCCUCCCGCAAUUAAUCGGUGCUACGGCGCCGGGAUUGAUGUGCGCAUGUGCACGGGCGACAACCUGGCGACGGCCGUCGCUAUCGCGUCGAGAUGCGGCAUCCUGCGGAAGGAGCACUAUAAACAUGGUAGGAUGUCGCCGCACGUCUCCGACUUGUUGAAGGAUCGGGCCAUGACGGGCAAGGAGUUUCGCAAGCGGGUCCAUAAUAGUGAAGGCGUCUUCGUGCAGGCGGCCUUCGACGAGAUCUGGCCUCGACUCAGGGUCAUGGCGCGGUGUGAUCCCGACGAUAAACAUACAUUAGCACAUGGUCUCAAUAAAUCACUGCUCUUCCAGGACACGGAGACGUGCGCUGCCCUCAAAGAGGAGGGCAUCACGAUCUUUCCCGACCGCCAGGUCGUCGCCAUGACCGGCGACGGGACCAACGACGCGCCGGCGCUGAAAAGAGCGGAUGUUGGCUUCGCCAUGGGCAUCUCGGGCACGCAGAUCGCCAAGGACGCGGCGGACAUUAUUCUGUUAGAUGACAACUUCGCGUCCAUCGUCACGGCGGCCAAGUGGGGGCGCAACGUCUACGAUUCGGUGUGCAAGUUCCUGCAGUUCCAGCUUACUGUCAAUAUUGCCGCUAUCUCCGUCGCGGUCGUCGGGGCUUUUAGAUACCAGGAAUCGCCCAUAGCGGCGGUCCAGAUGCUCUGGAUCAACCUGAUCAUGGACUCUUUGGCUUCUCUCGCAUUAGCGACGGAGCCGCCCGACGACGCGUUGCUCGAUCGACCGCCCGUCAAUAGAUCGGAUUCCAUCAUCUCAGAACAGAUGUGGUACAACAUGGUCGGCCACGCGGCCUACCAAGUCGUCGUCAUGAUGCUCUUGUAUUAUGAUUUAGGUGCUUCCCUAUUAGAUACGGAGCCGAACGGGACGCCCCACCACGGGAAAUGUGGCGGUGUUACCGUGUACUCGAAGCACCAUUCCGCAUUAUUCAACUGCUUCGUCAUGAUGACGCUGUUCAACGAGAUCAACUGCCGGAAGUUGCGGGGCGAGUGGAACGUCUUUGCAGGAUUGUUCAAGAACCCCUACUUUGGUUCGAUAUGGGUGCUUACCAUGGUGAUUCAGAUCAUUGGUGUCCAGUUUGGAGGGGCCGCAAUCGCCGUGCACAAGGACGGCAUCACGUCGCGCCAGUGGCUCGUCUGCGUCUGCUUCGGGGCCGGCGAGUUGGUCUGGCAGCAGGUGAUAAACGUCGUGCACAUGCUCACGAAGGGCGGCGACGAACAGGUCGGAGAGAAGGGUUAUAGAGAUGCCGGCAUCCUGAAGAUCGGGUCCGGGCGUGUCGCGCUGCCGGAGACGGUGCGGUCCGCCUCGUCGCGGUCGAACGAGUCGUCGCAGCGCGACUUAUCAUUAAGGCGCCGCGCGUCGUCGAAGAAGGGGCUGUCGGCGCGGGAGCCGUCCACUACUCCUCGCAUGGUCGCGUCGGAGAAGGUCUAGGUCGUUCUUGCCCCCGGCCUAAGGUUUCGCUCUAUGGG